This is a messenger RNA of Paraphaeosphaeria sporulosa, 857 nucleotides long. RefSeq lists its product as uncharacterized. The record is from RefSeq and is a predicted model, not a curated record. NCBI's taxonomy places the organism in Eukaryota, Fungi, Ascomycota, Dothideomycetes, Pleosporales, Didymosphaeriaceae. The transcript has a single exon. The coding region runs from base 167 to 676 and encodes 169 amino acids.
AAAAAGCUGGAAGGCUUGGCCCAGCACGCCAGUGCUGCCGCCAGCCGAACACGCACGGGAUGCUGCACGCUCGCAUUGCCUCGAGCUCCGCGUCUUCGCAUGCACUGGAAUGCAGGCGACGGCGCGCGACUCGACAGCUGUGCCUCACCGCUGACGACCGCCGACCAUGUGUGUUGCGCCCGAUUUAGAAGUAGCCUGUCUCAACAUUUUGAGCCUCAUCGCGCGCGGGUGCGCGUUAUCGCACCAACCGCAGCCUGCACCUGCACCCUCAGUCUACCGCACGCACAGCUGCUCAUCGCCACUCAGCACACGGUCGAAUUGUCCAAGUCGACGCCCCGACGCCCCAAGCACGCACGCUCGCUCGGCUGAGCGCGGAAAGUGGACCCGUACACGCAUCGCACUCCUCAGCGACGUCACUACAGUGUCCUGGAUCCACUGCGUGGGCACAGCUUGUGAAGUUGAGCCUGUCGUCACUUCGGUCUGCAGUGCCGUCUGUCCCCGCUCGAGUCCAACGUUUCUCCUCGUCCUCGUGCAUCUAGAACGGACGCGCCGACAGUACAGCUUCGUCACGUGCGCGUCACGUGGUAGGACUCUUGGCACGCAUCUCUCCAAGCUGGUGUAUGUGGGGCACGCCUCUACCCCACGAUUGAUGAGGGGAAGUCGGCCCAUGGAGUAGAGCGAUGGUCGGGCGUACCUUUGCCCCACCUUGCGAUGCACAUUCAUCUUGUCAUAAAAGAUGGCGAUAUUGAUCAACAGACUGACGAGACAGCACUAACCACACCAGAGACACACAGAAGCCAUGCCCAAGAUCAACCACGUACGCCUCGCUGCCCCGAACCGGCUAGCGACAUGACUGA